Messenger RNA from Amblyraja radiata (thorny skate), 1984 nucleotides. RefSeq names its product zinc finger protein 2 homolog. Gene Ontology annotation, cellular component: nucleus. The record is from RefSeq and is a predicted model, not a curated record. Gene Ontology annotation, biological process: regulation of transcription by RNA polymerase II. The coding region runs from base 332 to 1414 and encodes 360 amino acids. The transcript has a single exon. Lineage: Eukaryota; Metazoa; Chordata; Chondrichthyes; Rajiformes; Rajidae. Gene Ontology annotation, molecular function: DNA-binding transcription activator activity, RNA polymerase II-specific; RNA polymerase II cis-regulatory region sequence-specific DNA binding.
UUCCUGGGGUGUUGCGAGGCACCCUGGGAAUGAGGAAGUGGUGCGGAUUUUCGGGUGCGGAGCGUGGAUGGAGAGCGGGAAGAGGAAGGUCCGGGACUGACCCAGACCCAGUACAGCGGUGUUUCCGGGGCUCGCAGCGACUCUCCGCCCAGACGGGAGCUGCUCCUCGGGCCUGGCGUCGGUUUAAACCGCAGCCCCGACGCUCAACUCCCUCCUGCCGUCGAGCUUCCGGAGCUUCAGUCAGGCCGGGAAGGCACUUUCAUCCGCUGUGUGACCGAGAGUAAGUUCCCCGUUUUACCCUCCCGAUUGCUCACUGCUGCCUCCCGCAGCCAUGAAUUCCUUUCACUGCUCCGACUGCGGGAAAAACUUCAAGAGAUCCAGCGACCUGCUGAAACACCAGCGGACGCACACCGGGGAGAGGCCGUUCACCUGCCCUCACUGCGGGAAGGGAUUCAUCGAUUCCUCCAACCUGCAGAGGCACCGGCGGAUCCACACCGGGGAGAGGCCGUUCAUCUGCACUCAGUGCGGGGAGGGAUUCACGCAGUCCACCCACCUGCUGAUCCACCAGCGGGUCCACACCGGGGAGAAACCCUUUGUGUGCUCUGAGUGCGGCAAGGGCUUCAGCCAGGCCGUCCACCUGGUCACCCACCAGCGGAUGCACUCUGGGGAGAGGCCGUUCACCUGUUCCGAGUGCGGCAAGGGAUUCACCGAGUCGUCGACCUUGCUGAGGCACCAACGGAUCCACACCGGGGAAAGGCCCUUCACCUGCUCCGAGUGCGGGAAAGGCUUCAUCCGCUCAUCCAACUUGUUGACUCACCAACGCAUCCACACCGGCGAGAGGCCGUUCAGCUGCUCUGAGUGCGGGAAGGGGUUCAUCCGCUCCUCUAACCUGCAGCGGCACCAGCGGGUUCACACCGGCGAAAGGCCGUUCAUCUGCCCUCAGUGUGGGGAGGGGUUCACUCAGUCCACCCACCUGCUGAUCCACCAGCGGGUCCACGCCAUUCAGAAACCCUUCGUCUGCUCCGAGUGCGGGAAGGGCUUCAUUCAGGCGGUGCACCUGGUCACCCACCAGCGCAUGCACUCUGGGGAGAGGCCGUUCGCCUGCCUGCAGUGCGGGAAGGGGUUCACCGAUUUGGCGACCUUACUGAGGCACCAACGCAUCCACACAGGGGUCAGGCCGUACAUCUGCCUGGAAUGCGGGAAGGGAUUCACCGAGUCGUCCACCCUGCUGAGACACCAGCGCAUCCACACUGGGGAGAGGCCCUUCAUCUGCUCCGAGUGUGGCAAAGGAUUCAUUCGCUCCUUCAACCUGGAGAUCCACCAGCGUAUCCACACCGGGGAGAGGCCGUUCACGUGCACCGACUGCGGGAAGGGAUUCACUCACGCAUCCAACCUCCUGAGACACCAGCGUUAAGUGAGUUUGAUGCAAGAUAUUUAAACUUCACCGUUGCUGAAACUCUAGCGAGAGGGCAAGAGGAGAGCAGCAAUAGGACUUUGUUGCUGAUCACUACCACUGUGUUUCUCCUUAUUUUCAUAACCUGAUGAUGAUUGGACUAGAACUCAGUAUCUGGACUGACUGUAUGUAUUUAAUGCUCUAUGCAUAAAGCUGAGAAUGUGUCUGAAGAAGUGUCCUGACGCAAAAUGCCACUUGUCUAUGCCCUUCACAGAUGCUUCCUGACCCACUGACUUCCUUCAGCACUUUGUAUUUGACUCAGGAUUUCAGCAUCUGCAAUUCCUUGUGUCUCAACACCUUGUGAUUUCCGGCAUAUCCGCUAGAUCCCUCAGAUGCUUCAGAGAGAGACAAUCAAACUUUCCCUGUAGGUGUUGAUCGGAGUCUGGACUGAACUCCAGGGUUCUAUAAGAGGGGGGAUCUUAUAGAAACUUACAAAUUUCUUAAGGGGUUGGACAGGCUAGAUGCAGGAAGAUUAUUCCCGAUGUUGGGGAAGUCCAGAACAAGGGGACACAGUUUAAGGAUAAGAGGGAA